AUGGCCACCGAAAUAACAACCGCUGAUAGCCAAGAUUAUAAAUUCAAUCCCUUGAAUUUCGGCUCUUUACAUUUCACCGUCAAAGCGUCAAACGAUGCUCAUAUUGCAUUAACUGCUACUGCAGAUAACAAGCCACCCAAAUAUGAGAUAUUCAUUGGUGGUUGGGGAAAUACAAAAUCUUCCAUACGCAAAAAUAAUGAAGAGCCAGACAAGGUUAUUGUUGAUACUCCAAAAAUAUUGAAUAAUGGUGAAGCUAGAGGAUUUUGGAUCAAAUGGGGAGGUGGUUUUAUUGGUGUAGGAAAACAAGGAGAAGAAAAACCCUUUAUGUCAUGGCAAGAUGAAGAAUCUUUAAAUGUGUUGUUCUAUGGUGUGCGUAGUGGAUGGGGAGCUACAGGUGUAUGGACUAUUGAAGAUAAUAUUUACAUAAACACCGAAGAUAGUAAGGAGUUCAUAUUUAGAACUAUACUUCAUGGAUCAAUAAGUUUUUCGGUAGAUAGUGCCAAUGAUGCACAUAUUGUUUUGGCAACUAAAAAUAAAGAAUCUGAACCUAUGGUAGAGGUAAUACUUGGUGGCUGGAAGAAUACAGCAUCUGCCAUUCGUUACAACAAGCAAACACCAGAUAAGGUGCACGUUGACACUCCUCAGCUUCUGUGUAAAGACACUCCAAAGAAAUUUGUCAUUUUUUGGAGAGAUGGUGUUAUUGAAGUGUUUAGUGAAAAAACUAAAUUAUUUGAAUGGAAAGAUUCAAGUCCAUUUCUCAUUUCUCAUUAUGGAGUUCGUACUUGUUGGGGGGCUGUUGGCAAUUGGCACAUUCAUGGUGCAGCAGAUGAUCAAUUUAAAAGCAAAAUAGUUGCUACCCCAAAACCAAAACCUUUAAAAGGAAAAGCUCCACCUGCAGCUUCACCUGGUUGGAACCUUGAUGGACCAUCAUCUGGUCCAGUUCAUUGGGUCAAUGCUAGUAACGGACAAAUACCACCAAAUGCUUUACCUGGUGGUUUUGAUGCUACCAACGAACAGCUAUAUGUAGCCAGAGCAGAACAUAAUGGUGCUCUGAUUCCUGGUAAACUUGUUCCUUCGCAUGGUGUUGUCUAUAUACCUUGGGGUGGUAUUGAGAAUCCCAAAGAAAACUAUGAAGUACUUUGCAACUGUAAUGGUACUUGGGUAAAAGCCAAUAAUGGAGAAAUCCCAGUAGGCGCAUUAUCUUCAGGUCACACAGAAGAUGGUGAACCAUUGUUUGUUGGACGUGGUGAACAUAAUGGUUCUUUGACUGUUGGAAAGGUUCAACCUAGUCACAGUGUUUGUUAUGUACCGUAUGGCGGUGAGGAAGUACCUCUGAAUGAUUACGAAGUGUUGGUAGUAGUGUAA
Macrosiphum euphorbiae (potato aphid) is the source of this 1365-nucleotide messenger RNA. The record is from the annotation of a GenBank genome assembly. Lineage: Eukaryota; Metazoa; Arthropoda; Insecta; Hemiptera; Aphididae.